CGUAGCUUUCCUCAAACGCGUUGGAACAUAUGGAAGCUACAUCCAUGUUUUCUUGCGCAAGAAUGGUUCCACAACACAUUCCUCUCACAUCAUUCAGGUCUUUGUUCUUUGCUCUAACAGCUUGAUGCAAUAAAUCACGUUCAAGAUCACUCUCAUUCAGAUUGUUUAUUACAGAGAAAAACAGAUGAGGGUCGAGAGGACAGCCUCGAUAGGCGCAGCCAUAUCAGACAAUUUUUUUCGCACCACAGCCCGUACAGUAAACCCCCAAUGAUCCGUCCAUCCUACUCCCAUCCCACUCGAAAUCCACACUCAUGCGCGAUAAGCCGGCGGCGGCGCACUCAGAUCCUCCCCACUCGGCCGUCCCCCAACUGUCGUUGUAGGCGGCGGCGGUCCGGCCGGCGGCGGAUACUGUGGGUACUGCGGCUGGCCGCCAUUCGUACUAGCAUUACUAUGCCUCCGAUCAUGCAAAUCAGCAGCCGAGUGGCCCGGUUCCGGGAACAGCAGCGGUGCUUGGCUCUGUCCCUGGUUCUGAUUACGGUGUUGGGCGUCGUAGGGUGUUGGAGUUGGGUAGUGACCGUUAGGUUGGUGUGGUGGCUGUUGCUGUUGCGUCAUAACAGGCGGCGGGCCAGUAUACACGCCCCCAGAUCCCAUCCCAAACACUGGCCCCGGACCGCCACUGAGGAACAAACCCCUCCUGCGUCGUCGUCUCCGCAUGCAGAAGAGACAAAGUGUGAGGAAGAAGAGCAGCGCAAUAAACCCGCCGACGGAGCCGCCUAUGAUGGAAGGGUUUUGAUUUUGCGCGCUCCAGCCGCCGCCGUAGGGGCAGGUGCCGUAGACGGAUUGGCAGCUUGCGGCUCUGAAUAUAGAGAUGGGAAUGAGUCUCUCCGCCUCUCCCUCCCAGAACUCUCUGCAUACUUACGAGCACUGAUUAUAGUUUGUCCAGUAAUUGUUCCCGCAAUAGCAUCGGCACAUCGCUUGGACCCCCUGUGGCGCCAUGAGUGCGACGAGCAGGGUUGUAGCGAGGAAUCGUGGUUUGAGGAGCGUCGAACGGAUCGAAGACGUGGAUGCUAGUGUCAUUUUCGGGAAGAGUAUGAAUGUGGGUAUGUUUAGACUGUAUUUCCUGGCGAAGGUGGAUGUCGACCGUCUUUUCUUCUGACAGCGCUUUUAUGACUUGAAAACUUGAGAGUGGGGCGGGGUUGAAUCUGAAGGUCGCCAAG
Fimicolochytrium jonesii is the source of this 1217-nucleotide messenger RNA. RefSeq lists its product as uncharacterized. The transcript has 2 exons. The record is from RefSeq and is a predicted model, not a curated record. Lineage: Eukaryota; Fungi; Chytridiomycota; Chytridiomycetes; Spizellomycetales; Powellomycetaceae. Bases 268 to 1071 code for a protein of 267 amino acids.